AUUGCGACACCUUUGAAUUCUGAUGCCCAAAGUGAUCCGAUUCAUCACCUACCUACCAUUGCGAAAGCGCCGGUCCCUGUCAAUCGUCUUCACCCUUUAAUUCGUGCACAUUUUCCUGAUGGAAAGCAAUCGUAUUCGCCUGGAAUUUGCUAGCUAAUCCAGUAGUGUAGAGUUGCUGUGUUGGGCUUGGGCAAGAACAAGCAGCCUGUGAAAUUGCAGUGACAAGUGCAAUGGCGACGCCCGCGCUGGUGCUCCUGCCGGAGUGGGGCUCCGGCCACCUCAUGCCCAUGCUCGAGUGCUGCAGGCGCGUCCUCCUCCACGGCGGCGGCCGCGCCUUCUCCAUCACCCUGCUCGUCAUGCGCCCGCCCACCUCCGAGGCCACCUCCGAGGUCGAGGCGCACGUCCGCCGCGAGGCCGCCUCGGGCCUCGACAUCCGCUUCCACCGCCUACCCGCCGUGGAGCCCCCCGCGGACGCGGGGGGAGUCGAGGAGUUCAUCGCGCGGUACGUCCAGCUCCACGCACCCCACGUCAGGGACGCUGUCGCGGGCAUGGCGUGCCCCAUCGCCGCGCUCGUGCUGGACAUGUUUGCCGCGCCCAUGGUCGACGUGGCGCGCGACCUCGGGGUGCCCUCCUACGUGUUCAUGUCGUCCACCGGCGCCAUGCUCGCGCUCAUGCUGCACCUGCCCGUGCUCCACGAGGUGGUCACGGUGGAAUUCGAUGAGGUGGAGGGGGAGGUCCACGUCCCCGGCUUGCCGCCGGUGCCGCCGGCGUCCAUGCCGAGCCCGGUGGUGGACAAGAAAAGCCCCAACUACACGUGGUUCAUGCGCCUCGGCGACCGCUUCAUGGACGCCACGGGAAUCAUCGCCAACACCGCGGACGAGCUCGAGCCGGGGCCCCUCGCGGCCGUCGCCGAGGGCCGGUGCGUUCCCGGGCGCCCCGCGCCGCCGGUGUACCCGAUCGGUCCCGUGCUAUCACUCGGCGACAGCAACGCCAAGAAAGAUCCCCACGAGCUGUCGCACGAGUGCAUCGCGUGGCUCGAUUCCCAGCCGCCGGCGUCUGUGGUGUUCCUCUGCUUCGGGAGCAUGGGCUGGUUUGAGCCGCCGCAGGUAGUGGAGAUCACCGCCGCGCUUGAGCGGUGCGGCCACCGCUUCCUGUGGGUCCUGCGGGGCCCGCCCGCGACCGAGUCGGGCGCCGGCGCGCCGGACGGAUCGGAAUACCCGACGGACGCGAACCUAGACAAGCUGCUCCCCGAGGGGUUCUUGGACAGGACGCAGGGGAAAGGGUUUGUGUGGCCGAAGUGGGCGCCGCAGAAGGAGAUACUCGCGCACCCCGCCGUGGGCGGCUUCGUGACGCAUGGCGGCUGGAACUCGGUGCUGGAGAGCCUGUGGCACGGCGUGCCGAUGGCGCCGUGGCCGCUGUACGCAGAGCAGCACCUGAACGCCUUCGAGCUCGUGGCCGACAUGGGCGUGGCCGUGCCGUUGAAGGUGGACAGGAAGCGGGACAACUUCGUGGAGGAGGCGGAGCUGGAGCGAGCGGUGCGGUCCCUGAUGGGCAGCGGCGAGGAGGGGAGUGUGAGGGAGAAGGCGAGGGAGAUGAAGGCCGUGUGCAGGAAAGCCGUGGAGGUGGGCGGCUCGUCGUACGCCGCGAUGCAGAAGCUCUCCGCUGCGCUCCACGAUGGCGCAGCGCUCCCGAAGAAGUGAAGCCCAGCACCACCAGCUUAUCCGUACACGCGACGUUUUGAUAGUGUGAUCAUGAUCCAUGAAUGGAUCAUAAAAACUUGGGUGUUUGUGUUCACAAUUUUAUCGGUUGGUUGCAGAAUUGCUGCUUCAAUCUCGUGCUUGGGUUAAAAGCUGGUUCCUUUCCCUUCUCUACCCUAGUUCCAAAUUCAUCUGGCUGUAAUGCUGGCUGUUGUGUUAGCAGUGUCAGCGUGUUAUAUGGAGUUUGCAUAAACUAAGGCACCGGUAGUGACUGUAUCAUGGAGAGAUAUGGACAUGGUUGCGGUGACCAGUUUCUUCCA
This is a messenger RNA of Phragmites australis (common reed), 2017 nucleotides long. RefSeq names its product anthocyanidin 3-O-glucosyltransferase 2-like. The transcript has a single exon. Gene Ontology annotation, molecular function: UDP-glycosyltransferase activity. NCBI's taxonomy places the organism in Eukaryota, Viridiplantae, Streptophyta, Magnoliopsida, Poales, Poaceae. Bases 231 to 1700 code for a protein of 489 amino acids. The record is from RefSeq and is a predicted model, not a curated record.